This is a messenger RNA of Torulaspora delbrueckii, 1755 nucleotides long. Its product is annotated as amino acid permease. Gene Ontology annotation, molecular function: amino acid transmembrane transporter activity. The record is from RefSeq and is a predicted model, not a curated record. The transcript has a single exon. NCBI's taxonomy places the organism in Eukaryota, Fungi, Ascomycota, Saccharomycetes, Saccharomycetales, Saccharomycetaceae. Gene Ontology annotation, cellular component: membrane. Gene Ontology annotation, biological process: amino acid transmembrane transport. The coding region runs from base 1 to 1755 and encodes 584 amino acids.
AUGAAUUUUGAAAAGGAGCCGGUGAAGUUCGCCAAAACCGAGGCUCUCUCGAGCUCGGUAUCACUCAAUACUUCUGAAUCAAAUUCUUUGAUGGGAAGGAUAAAAAAUUCAUUCAAGAGACAUGAAUUGACUUUGAUAUCUGAAGACCAAGAAAUUAACGAUGUUCCUGAGCAGGAGAGAAUUCAGAGGAGACUAGCAUCUCAACCUUACCAAAAGGUUUUAGAUCAAAGACAUUUGACUAUGAUUGCCAUUGGAGGAACCCUGGGGACAGGUCUUUUCAUUGGGCUUGGCUAUUCCUUGGCCUCUGGUCCAGGUGCUCUUUUGAUUGGUUUUCUUUUGGUAGGUACAUCAAUGUUCUGUGUGGUCCAGAGUGCAGCGGAACUAUCGUGUCAAUAUCCAGUAAGUGGAUCCUAUGCGACUCACGUAAGUAGGUUUGUGGAUGAAUCGGUUGGUUUUACAGUCUCCACAAAUUAUGCAUUGGCAUGGCUCAUCUCUUUCCCCAGCGAGCUUAUUGGUUGCUCUAUCACAAUUACAUAUUGGAACCAAUCAGUGAAUCCUGCAGUGUGGGUCGCUAUAUUCUACAUCUUCAUAAUGGGUUUGAAUUUAUUUGGAGUGAGAGGUUUUGCAGAGACUGAGUUUUUCUUAUCCAUUAUCAAAGUUCUAGCUAUUAUCAUCUUCAUCAUUAUUGGUAUUGUUCUUAUCGCUGGAGGUGGCCCAGAUUCAUCGGGUUAUAUCGGCACAAAGUAUUGGCACCAACCUGGAUCUUUUGCACAACCAGUUUUCAAAAAUCUGUGUAAUACUUUUGUGUCUGCAGCUUUCUCUUUUGGUGGAAGUGAACUAGUGCUUUUGACCAGUACAGAAGCUAGAAAUGUCUCAUCUAUUGCCAGGGCCGCCAAGGGCACUUUUUGGCGUAUCGCUGUUUUCUACAUAACCACUGUUGUCAUCAUUGGAUGUUUGGUACCAUAUACGGACGAGAGAUUGUUAAAUGGAUCAAGUAGUGAAGAUGUUUCUGCUUCCCCGUUUGUGAUCGCCCUAAGCAAUUCUGGUUCAAUGGGUGGAAAAGUUGCGAACUUCAUGAAUGUAAUUAUUUUGAUUGCUGUUCUGUCUGUGUGCAAUUCCUGCGUCUAUGCUUCCUCGAGAAUUAUUCAAGCUCUAGGUGCUGCGGGCCAACUUCCAAAGGCAUGUUCCUUCAUAGACAAAAAGGGUAGACCUUUGGUGGGUAUUGCGAUCAGUGGUGUUUUCGGUUUAUUAGGCUUCCUUGUUGCUUGUGAUAAGGAGGGUGAAGUUUUCACCUGGCUCUUUGCCCUAUGUUCCAUCUCAUCUUUCUUCACUUGGUUCUGCAUAUGUUUAUCGCAGGUCAGGUUCAGAAUGGCGUUAAGAGCUCAAGGUAGACCUAAAAGUGACAUCGCAUACAAAUCUAUGCUAGGGGUUUAUGGAGGUAUUGUAGGUUGUGUGCUAAACUUCCUUCUAAUUGCCGGCGAAAUAUAUGUUGCAUCAUCUCCAGUGGGAGGUGAAAGCUCUGCAAGAGGCUUUUUCGAAUACUGUCUCAGUAUACCAAUCAUGAUCGUUGUCUACUUCGGUCACAGAUUUUACCGUAACGAUUGGGGGAACUGGUAUAUCAAACGCAGAAAUAUUGAUCUUGAUACCGGUUGUUCUAUCGAGAAUGUCGAACUAUUUAGACAACAGAGAGAGCAGGAGCAAGAGAAAAUAUCCAGUAGGCCGUUCUAUUACCGUAUUUACCGUUUCUGGUGCUAG